This is a messenger RNA of Paramisgurnus dabryanus, 1038 nucleotides long. The record is from RefSeq and is a predicted model, not a curated record. NCBI's taxonomy places the organism in Eukaryota, Metazoa, Chordata, Actinopteri, Cypriniformes, Cobitidae.
GCGUGUGUAUGCUUGGACUGACUACAUGUGAUUGUUGUGUUUAGAAAGCAGAUGUGUGUGUUUUUCUUUUAAUCCCCUUUGGUCCGUGUUGGGUUUUCUCUCUGAACUGGCAUUGGUGUUGCCAUGGAGAUCGCUGUCGGCAUUACUAGGGCAAUGCUCUUUGAAUACUGAAGUUCUGUUCUCCGGGGGCUACAGGCAGAUGUCAGUUUAACUCUGUGUAUCCAUAAGAACCGACUCAUGCAGAAACACAUUAAAAUAUGAGAAUGAAGACCUCUGAGAGUCUUUUCUUCCUCCAAAGUUUCAACCCUGACGGCAAAUCUAAAUAAUAAAUGACUGUAUAUAAUACUUAAGGAUUGGUAGAUGUUUUAAACACUUAUCCUGUUUCUCCUGAUAGACCCCUUCACUCCAGCAACUGUUACUGUUGAUACCUCCAUUCAGUUGGAUCUGUUCUCCAUGCAGCCAGUGGAGGACAGUAGUAAUUCCUUCUUUUGCUCAGUGUCUCCCCCUAAUGGUUUCACAUCUGCUGCCAUCACCACCAAAACCACCAGCACUGCAGUCCCCACUGUGUCCCCAGCCCCAACGAUAGACCUGUUUGCUGGUUUUUUUGAUCCCAUGCCAGAUUCAUCUGUUCCCAAAACAGACCCAAAUCCCACUCUAGACUUGUUUUCAGCAGAUGUGUUUCAUCCACCUGCCCCUGCUCUAUCUGCCCCUGUGAGCUGGCCAAACAAUGGGGCAAAUGUGGACCUGUUUGGGGGUUGGUAACUACCCCACCUUGUAUGAUGUUGUGAAGUGGAGGUUUGAUUUGCUGCUGUGGGUUGUGUUGUGAAAUAAAGCUUUCAGAUGAAGAAUGGACAUCAUAUGGAGGUUGUGUAGUAUGUGUGGAUUGAUAAUGAGAUUAUUGAGUCCUAUUACCUGACACAAACAAAUGUAAAAGCGUAUGUUUGUGUGAAUUAUUGUGUGAAAUCUGAAUAUAAUUUUGCAAUCAUGCAAACUCUCUCUCUCUCACUCUCUUUCUCUCUCUCUCUCUCUCUCUCUCUC